Molecule: messenger RNA, 1811 nt
Organism: Tribolium castaneum (red flour beetle)
Lineage: Eukaryota; Metazoa; Arthropoda; Insecta; Coleoptera; Tenebrionidae
Gene: mrj
Product: mrj
Exons: 7
Coding region: 390-1220 (276 amino acids)
Cellular component (GO): nucleus; cytoplasm
Molecular function (GO): Hsp70 protein binding; protein folding chaperone
Source: RefSeq, a predicted model, not a curated record
UUGCUGUUUCGCGUCAGAGUGUCUUCAGGGUCGUGUUGCGUGUCCGUACUGUUACAUAAAAGUAAUUAGACGAUUUUGAACAAGAACCUUCAUCUGUGCGAAAUAAACAAAACAAUUUCGAUAAUAAUCGUGAAACGUGUCCACUCUAGUGGAACGGCGUUAUGAAAUCUCUAUUAUUACGGUGAAAAAGCGGUCGGUGAUUGAUUCGGAACGCUCCCAUUUCGAUUUGAAUUUGUAAUUUCGGUCGAGAGUGCUAUGUGACAAAAUUCAAAAUUGCUUGUCGUUUCGAUACGACUGUCAUAAAAUUUCUCAUUGCUGCUUUUGUGAUGUGUAUUGUUUGGACGUAACCUUCCUUAAAGCUGGGGCAUAAGGACGCCAGUGGCACCAAAAUGGUGGACUAUUACAAAGUCCUCGAGGUGUCAAAAAACGCAACGACUGCUGAAAUUAAGAAAGCUUACCGCAAAUUGGCUUUGAAAUGGCAUCCCGACAAGAACCAAGACAACAUCGAGGACGCCACAAAGAAGUUCAAAGAGAUCUCCGAAGCGUACGAAGUUCUUUCUGAUGAUUCGAAACGAAAAAUUUACGACAACCGCUCGAAUAGGUCCACUAGUACAAGAACGAGGUCCUACAGGAGUCACUUUGACACUCAUACCCCCUUUCAUCGUUAUUUCGAUAAGAAACGUCGUAUGUACGACCAGUACGGUAAAGAAGGGCUCAUCAACGGCGGUAGUCGUAGUCGCAGCCGCCACGAUGACGAAUUCGACUUUGGCGGUUUCGGUUUCUUCACUUUCAGAGAUCCGGAGGACGUUUUCAGGGAGUUUUUCGGGGGUUCUACUCUUGCCGACUUGUUUGGAGAUUUUCACGAUCACGGGCAUAGAGACCGGCGACGGAACAGACAUUCACAUCCACAGAAUGCUCUCAGUUCGAGUCUGUUCAGCCCGUUCGGGGUGAGUCUGGGGGGUAGUUUCAUGGACGAGUUUUUCAAUACGGGCCAUGGGGGAUUCACCUCCUUCAGCACCAUAAAUAGUACGUUUACAAACGGGGCGGGGGGCACGGCCAACGUCAAGAGGACGUCAACGUCGACGCGCUUCGCCAACGGGAAGAAAAUCACCACGAAGAAGGUGUACGAGAACGGGAGAGAGACGGUGAUGACGUACGAGAACGAUAUCCUCAAAUCGAAGACUGUGAAUGGGGUUCCUCAGAGUCUGACGUACAGUUAAACACACUGCUACUUACAAAAUUAGAAGAAUCUACAAUUUAUGUGAUCUUGAUGUUGAUCGAUUUCUGGCCACGCAGUGUUGCCAAAUUGUCAGUGUGUGUAUUAAAGACUUCUUGCAACUGGUUUCAAGUUUUUUUUAUUCAGUUGUACAAUAAAAUAUUAUGAUUCUGUUUUCAGAAUUUUUGUAGUAUCUUAAUUUUUAAUAAGAUGUUAUGAUGAUGUAAGAAUCGAGGAGGUUUUUACAUCAUUGCAGUUUAGGUUAGCUAGAGAUAGGAAUUGAUGACGCUCUUGAACGAGAGGUGCUCAGGAUGAGUUGUUUAGUUACUAGUUACAUUUUUGUCAUGUGAAAAAGUUCGGUUUUCGUUUUGUUUUUGCCAAGACUGCUCAUUUUUUAUUAAGCUUGAUUCAAAGGAGGAAUUAACAUGGAAGAGAUAUUUUGUAUUAUGCAACGUUUUAAUUUUAAUUUAAUAUUAAUUUGCUAGUUUUUUCCCAAGCACUUACUAUUACUGUUAAGUACACAAAUGAUUAUACUAUUAAUGUGUGCUUAGAGAUGUACAGUCACAGUGUUAGAAAAAAUAUAAUAUAAACGAUU